This is a messenger RNA of Dromaius novaehollandiae (emu), 14125 nucleotides long. RefSeq lists its product as uncharacterized. Gene Ontology annotation, biological process: DNA replication; DNA repair; resolution of meiotic recombination intermediates. Gene Ontology annotation, molecular function: protein binding. Gene Ontology annotation, cellular component: nucleus; Slx1-Slx4 complex. NCBI's taxonomy places the organism in Eukaryota, Metazoa, Chordata, Aves, Casuariiformes, Dromaiidae. The coding region runs from base 929 to 12922 and encodes 3997 amino acids. The transcript is spliced from 44 exons. The record is from RefSeq and is a predicted model, not a curated record.
GCGGCCCGGGCGGGCCGCGCCUCUGUGGGGAGGGCGGCGAGCGGGCGGCCUGAGCUCACCCGGCCGCCGCCAUCGGCGCUCCCCGGCGCGGCGCCACCUGCUGGCGGGGAGGCGGCGGCGCCGCGCGCUGGGGCUGGCGUCACGGCAGCGGCGUUCGACGCCGCUGUGACGCCAGCCCCGGCGUGCGACGUCACGCGUUGUUAGAACGAGAGGAGCGGCCGAGCCGUUAGGGGCGUUAGGUGAGCGGUCUGGUCACCGCAGACCUCCCCGGCCCGGCCGGCGCCUUUGCGGGCGGAUUUGGAAAGGCGGCUCUUUGCUGCCCCACAGCCGUUCGGUGGGACGAAGCCUCAGUCACUGGCAUCGCAGGUCGUCAAAAUAAAAACCGCCAGGGCUCAACAGAGCCGAGGGUGUUCGCUGGCGGCCUGAUACGCCCUGAACCGCAGCGGCCCUGCGCAGAAGCGUGCCUGCGCUACCCUUUUCUGGCACAGGAAAGCGGACAGAGACUAGGACAGGAAGGUUCCAUCUUCUAUUCUUGCUGGUCCUGUGCUAUUUUGUGCUAUUUUGAUGAUCCACAUUUAUUUGAAAGGCACAGUUGGACUACAGAUUUGACAUCUAAGUGGAUAGGUACCUCUGAAUAAAAAGCCAUCACUGUACUGUGAGUGAAAGCAAGCAGGGUCCUUGGAGAACGUGCUGCACUAAAUAACUGAAUUAAGCACGGAAGAAAAUUAACUGUUGGAACAGUGGAAAAGUGCCCACUGUUGACCUUGCUGAAGUCUGGAGAAUAGAGAUCUCGGAGGUGGUGGAAGGGACUCAGUGCAGACUGCAAGCCACAGAGGAUGCAGACCUGAACUGUUUCUGAUAUCUUCCGCUGUUCUCCCAUACACAUAGUGCUGUUCGGCCAGGCAGCAUUGCUGCAACCUGCAGGCCAAUGGAUGAACUGGACGUUGAUUUUAAAAAAUGGUGGGCAAAUCUUUUGGUUAGGGCAAAGAAAAAAGCUGGGGAUGCUGAGGCAGCGAAUAAGGUUCAGAACGCUGCAACAAGAAGCGAAUUAAAAAGAGGCAAAGCUGCUCCUAAGAGCGAAGUCCAUCAUCGCUUUCCGGUAGUGAAGGGCAUACUCUGGCCUCAAAAAUUGUAUCUUAAGAAGCUAACAAGGAUGCAGAAAGAUGAUGAUGAUGCUGUGGCUUGUAGUAGUGGUGGGACUUCACAAGAAGAUGGAAGGAGAAACACUUUCCCUGCCAGCCAGCUGGGCACAGUGGCCAGUGACUCUACCCAGAGGACUCUCACAGUGAGUGCUCCGAGUGGCUGUUCCCAGACUACAUUAUCCUUCCAUUCUGCUGCAAAACUGGAGACCUGCUCUUCACCCAUCUUGAAGACACCGCUGUUGUCCGGGUCUAAGGCGCGGGUAGCAGAGCUGGUAGUGGAGAGAAUGCAGCAGUUCAAGAGAGUGGCACCUGAGCAGCUAAAACACAGCCUGGAUGACAGCUUGCCAAAGGCUGUAGCCGGUGGGAGUUUCCCUGAUGAAAGUGAGGAACAGAAUCCACCAGAGAAUGGUACCCCCGAUCUUCCAUCCACAGAGCAUGAUGGUGCUUUGGCUUUGGCCCUUCAGCAGGAAAUCAAGGAGGAAGUCCCUGAAAGCCUGGAGGAGGAAGGCUUGUUUUUUUGUCAGAUCUGCCAGAAGGAUCUCUCGGCCAUGAACACGACACGACGAGGGCAGCAUGUUAACAGGUGUCUGGAUGAGAUAGAAGAAGCAGAGAUCUCCUCCUCCAGCAAACCAACAAUCCCUGAAUGUCCCAUCUGUGGGAUGCAGUUCCAAACUCCACAGAACCGAGCCACUCACUUGAAACGCUGUGCUGUCAAGAUGGCUGUUUCUCCUAAGAGGCUGCUGCAGGCAGUGCAGUUGCAGAUGUCCACGCAUGGUGGUGCACCUCUUCAAUAUCCCAGCAAUCAACCAAGCAGGUCAAAGCGUAAAGGAUCCUCCAAAGAGGACUCAAAGCAGAAGAGGGCCAAAAUGAAGACUAAGGAUGAAGAUUUGCAGGUUGCUAUGGCAAUGUCACGCUCUCUGUUGGAGCAAGAAAAGCGGGAACAAGCAGCGUCAGUUACAGACGUGAAACCAGUGGCUGCUUUGCCAAUCAAAUGGAAGCCAGGAUCAGAGAAGAAAGGGCGUAAAAGAGGCCCAACUGCACCUCCACCACUACUGCUUCAGGAUCCAGAGACAGCCCGCAAAAGGAUCGAAGAGCGAGUAGCCACGGUGCUUGUAGAAGACGUGGAAUUCCCUCCUACCCCUCAGCUUCCCACCAGUAGUAUUUUGGAGGAUGGAUCUGGGAAAGCAGCCUGGCUCAUGCCAUUGCCCAAAAACAAGGACUCAUCUUUAUGGAAUAGCAGUGCUCUAACAGGACCCCGUGACCCUGAAUUGUUCUACACUGCUGGAUUAAACCCUCCAGUUGUACCUGUGCAGAGUUCUAAGUCAGAGAUUGUUCUGCCAUCAGUGGGAUCUGAUCAGCCAGAAGUGUCCCAGGAAGUUGAUUCUGACCUCAGUUCGCGUGAUCCUGCCUCUGUAGAGGUUGGAGGCCAAACUUCUGAUGAAUCCAAGUCAGGCCCUGAAGAAGAUGGACAGGUUUCAUUUGAGAGCCAGGAUGUUCAGACCCCGCAGGACCUGGUUGAGUUGGCCAGGGAAGGACUUACUCUUACUCAGGGGAACCUUGAUGUUAACCACGUUCAGGAAGCAGAGCAGUCAAGAGAAGAAACGACUUCCGGUGAUACUCCACUUAGUGGCUUUGUCCCUCCAUCCAAAGAGAAGAGAAUUCUGAGAAGCAGCUCUGAGAGAUUCUCCCUCGGGUUGCUGUCUGCAGAUUUCGGUGCAAUGGUCAACAACCCCCACUUAAGUGAUGUCCAGUUUCAGGUGGACUCUGGGGAAGUCCUUUAUGCCCACACGUUUGUGUUGUAUGCACGGUGUCCUCGGGCUGUUCAAAUUGUUCACAACGAAGGGUUCUUAGUGGAAGAGGAUGGGAAUGCGCAGACACGCCGUGUGCUGCUGAGCGAUGUGACAGAAGAGGCAGCCUGUGCAUUCCUGCAAUACCUUUACACUGCUGAUGCUGACAUCCCUGCCAGGAUGCUGCCCCAGGUGGGGGCUCUGGCUGCCAGGUUUGGUGUAGGGGAACUGAUGGCCAAGUGUGAAAACAGCACUGGAGAGAGCCAGGUGUCUUCUGGAGUGGAUUCAGAAGACUUGUCUGAACAAGAAGAGAAAAUGCAGAGUAUAAAUAGGUGCAAAAAUGUGAAUGCCGCACAAGUUUUGUCAUCACCGCUCAUCAGAACUCGGGAUGUUGCAGUUCAGGGCAAAAUAGAGGCUGAUGUUAUUGUUAUAUCUUCUGAUGAUGAAAUGGAGUUAGAACAAGAGAAGAAGUCAUCAGAGUCAGGCUGUCCCCUGAAGGAAAUGGAAAUCCCCAGGCAGCUGAAAUGUGCUGAUGUUAUUGUUAUAUCUUCUGAUGAUGAAAUGGAGUUAGAACAAGAGAAGAAGUCAUCAGAGUCAGGCUGUCCCCUGAAGGAAAUGGAAAUCCCCAGGCAGCCGAAAUGUGCUGAUGUUAUUGUUAUAUCUUCUGAUGACGAAACGGAGUUAGAACAAGGUCCUGAGAUACCAAAACCUGAACAUAACUCAUCAUCAGUCACUGAAACAAAGCAGAGAUCAUCCCAGGUCUCAUGUGGCAUUACAGAUGCAGUACAUGCAGCAGAUAACAGGGUGACUGAGAUAAAGGACAGUGAAGAAGAAAGAAGUCUAGUUUCUGUGAGUAGUGGCUCGCUUGGUGAUGAGCCCCCGAUCCCUGUUGAUGACGGCUGGCAUGCUGAAUAUCUGUCACCAGUCAGAGGUGACAGCUGGAACACCAGCCGGGUUAGCCAUGCAAGUGCCAGCACUGCCAGUAGCCCCAGAUCUGACUUCUGGCCUGACCGGUGGGAGAGCCCAGUCCAAGCAGAGGGAAUUAAGGACAGUACCCCUCUUCGAGGAAGUCCUCGUGACAGAACAACAACUUUGCUUCACCUUGAUGAAUGUGCCUCAACAGGACUCUUUUCAGAGGGCAGUAGCCUAAGUGGCCGGAACUCCAAGUUCUGGGAUGACUUGGAUAAAGAAGAAGAGGAGGAAGAACUCCCAGUGAUGCUUCAUCUGAUUCAGAAUGUGUCAGCUGCAGCAGGUGCCUGUCAGACAGAGCCUGUAAAGACUCCUGGACCUGCCUGUCAGGAGAGGGACAAACCGCCUGAGACUCCCAUGACACCAAUGCCAGCUUGCUCCACCAUGGAGACCCCAGAGCUGAAGGAGGAGUUGAGCAGCAAUCAACCAAGCAGGUCAAAGCGUAAAGGAUCCUCCAAAGAGGACUCAAAGCAGAAGAGGGCCAAAAUGAAGACUAAGGAUGAAGAUUUGCAGGUUGCUAUGGCAAUGUCACGCUCUCUGUUGGAGCAAGAAAAGCGGGAACAAGCAGCGUCAGUUACAAACGUGAAACCAGUGGCUGCUUUGCCAAUCAAAUGGAAGCCAGGAUCAGGAGAAGAAACGACUUCCGGUGAUACUCCACUUAGUGGCUUUGUCCCUCCAUCCAAAGAGAAGAGAAUUCUGAGAAGCAGCUCUGAGAGAUUCUCCCUCGGGUUGCUGUCUGCAGAUUUCAGUGCAAUGGUCAACAACCCCCACUUAAGUGAUGUCCAGUUUCAGGUGGACUCUGGGGAAGUCCUUUAUGCCCACACGUUUGUGUUGUAUGCACGGUGUCCUCGGGCUGUUCAAAUUGUUCACAACGAAGGGUUCUUAGUGGAAGAGGAUGGGAAUGCGCAGACACGCCGUGUGCUGCUGAGCGAUGUGACAGAAGAGGCAGCCUGUGCAUUCCUGCAAUACCUUUACACUGCUGAUGCUGACAUCCCUGCCAGGAUGCUGCCCCAGGUGGGGGCUCUGGCUGCCAGGUUUGGUGUAGGGGAACUGAUGGCCAAGUGUGAAAACAGCACUGGAGAGAGCCAGGUGUCUUCUGGAGUGGAUUCAGAAGACUUGUCUGAACAAGAAGAGAAAAUGCAGAGUAUAAAUAGGUGCAAAAAUGUGAAUGCCGCACAAGUUUUGUCAUCACCGCUCAUCAGAACUCGGGAUGUUGCAGUUCAGGGCAAAAUAGAGGCUGAUGUUAUUGUUAUAUCUUCUGAUGAUGAAAUGGAGUUAGAACAAGAGAAGAAGUCAUCAGAGUCAGGCUGUCCCCUGAAGGAAAUGGAAAUCCCCAGGCAGCUGAAAUGUGCUGAUGUUAUUGUUAUAUCUUCUGAUGAUGAAAUGGAGUUAGAACAAGAGAAGAAGUCAUCAGAGUCAGGCUGUCCCCUGAAGGAAAUGGAAAUCCCCAGGCAGCCGAAAUGUGCUGAUGUUAUUGUUAUAUCUUCUGAUGACGAAACGGAGUUAGAACAAGGUCCUGAGAUACCAAAACCUGAACAUAACUCAUCAUCAGUCACUGAAACAAAGCAGAGAUCAUCCCAGGUCUCAUGUGGCAUUACAGAUGCAGUACAUGCAGCAGAUAACAGGGUGACUGAGAUAAAGGACAGUGAAGAAGAAAGAAGUCUAGUUUCUGUGAGUAGUGGCUCGCUUGGUGAUGAGCCCCCGAUCCCUGUUGAUGACGGCUGGCAUGCUGAAUAUCUGUCACCAGUCAGAGGUGACAGCUGGAACACCAGCCGGGUUAGCCAUGCAAGUGCCAGCACUGCCAGUAGCCCCAGAUCUGACUUCUGGCCUGACCGGUGGGAGAGCCCAGUCCAAGCAGAGGGAAUUAAGGACAGUACCCCUCUUCGAGGAAGUCCUCGUGACAGAACAACAACUUUGCUUCACCUUGAUGAAUGUGCCUCAACAGGACUCUUUUCAGAGGGCAGUAGCCUAAGUGGCCGGAACUCCAAGUUCUGGGAUGACUUGGAUAAAGAAGAAGAGGAGGAAGAACUCCCAGUGAUGCUUCAUCUGAUUCAGAAUGUGUCAGCUGCAGCAGGUGCCUGUCAGACAGAGCCUGUAAAGACUCCUGGACCUGCCUGUCAGGAGAGGGACAAACCGCCUGAGACUCCCAUGACACCAAUGCCAGCUUGCUCCACCAUGGAGACCCCAGAGCUGAAGGAGGAGUUGAGCAGCAAUCAACCAAGCAGGUCAAAGCGUAAAGGAUCCUCCAAAGAGGACUCAAAGCAGAAGAGGGCCAAAAUGAAGACUAAGGAUGAAGAUUUGCAGGUUGCUAUGGCAAUGUCACGCUCUCUGUUGGAGCAAGAAAAGCGGGAACAAGCAGCGUCAGUUACAAACGUGAAACCAGUGGCUGCUUUGCCAAUCAAAUGGAAGCCAGGAUCAGGAGAAGAAACGACUUCCGGUGAUACUCCACUUAGUGGCUUUGUCCCUCCAUCCAAAGAGAAGAGAAUUCUGAGAAGCAGCUCUGAGAGAUUCUCCCUCGGGUUGCUGUCUGCAGAUUUCGGUGCAAUGGUCAACAACCCCCACUUAAGUGAUGUCCAGUUUCAGGUGGACUCUGGGGAAGUCCUUUAUGCCCACACGUUUGUGUUGUAUGCACGGUGUCCUCGGGCUGUUCAAAUUGUUCACAACGAAGGGUUCUUAGUGGAAGAGGAUGGGAAUGCGCAGACACGCCGUGUGCUGCUGAGCGAUGUGACAGAAGAGGCAGCCUGUGCAUUCCUGCAAUACCUUUACACUGCUGAUGCUGACAUCCCUGCCAGGAUGCUGCCCCAGGUGGGGGCUCUGGCUGCCAGGUUUGGUGUAGGGGAACUGAUGGCCAAGUGUGAAAACAGCACUGGAGAGAGCCAGGUGUCUUCUGGAGUGGAUUCAGAAGACUUGUCUGAACAAGAAGAGAAAAUGCAGAGUAUAAAUAGGUGCAAAAAUGUGAAUGCCGCACAAGUUUUGUCAUCACCGCUCAUCAGAACUCGGGAUGUUGCAGUUCAGGGCAAAAUAGAGGCUGAUGUUAUUGUUAUAUCUUCUGAUGAUGAAAUGGAGUUAGAACAAGAGAAGAAGUCAUCAGAGUCAGGCUGUCCCCUGAAGGAAAUGGAAAUCCCCAGGCAGCUGAAAUGUGCUGAUGUUAUUGUUAUAUCUUCUGAUGAUGAAAUGGAGUUAGAACAAGAGAAGAAGUCAUCAGAGUCAGGCUGUCCCCUGAAGGAAAUGGAAAUCCCCAGGCAGCCGAAAUGUGCUGAUGUUAUUGUUAUAUCUUCUGAUGACGAAACGGAGUUAGAACAAGGUCCUGAGAUACCAAAACCUGAACAUAACUCAUCAUCAGUCACUGAAACAAAGCAGAGAUCAUCCCAGGUCUCAUGUGGCAUUACAGAUGCAGUACAUGCAGCAGAUAACAGGGUGACUGAGAUAAAGGACAGUGAAGAAGAAAGAAGUCUAGUUUCUGUGAGUAGUGGCUCGCUUGGUGAUGAGCCCCCGAUCCCUGUUGAUGACGGCUGGCAUGCUGAAUAUCUGUCACCAGUCAGAGGUGACAGCUGGAACACCAGCCGGGUUAGCCAUGCAAGUGCCAGCACUGCCAGUAGCCCCAGAUCUGACUUCUGGCCUGACCGGUGGGAGAGCCCAGUCCAAGCAGAGGGAAUUAAGGACAGUACCCCUCUUCGAGGAAGUCCUCGUGACAGAACAACAACUUUGCUUCACCUUGAUGAAUGUGCCUCAACAGGACUCUUUUCAGAGGGCAGUAGCCUAAGUGGCCGGAACUCCAAGUUCUGGGAUGACUUGGAUAAAGAAGAAGAGGAGGAAGAACUCCCAGUGAUGCUUCAUCUGAUUCAGAAUGUGUCAGCUGCAGCAGGUGCCUGUCAGACAGAGCCUGUAAAGACUCCUGGACCUGCCUGUCAGGAGAGGGACAAACCGCCUGAGACUCCCAUGACACCAAUGCCAGCUUGCUCCACCAUGGAGACCCCAGAGCUGAAGGAGGAGUUGAGCAGCAAUCAACCAAGCAGGUCAAAGCGUAAAGGAUCCUCCAAAGAGGACUCAAAGCAGAAGAGGGCCAAAAUGAAGACUAAGGAUGAAGAUUUGCAGGUUGCUAUGGCAAUGUCACGCUCUCUGUUGGAGCAAGAAAAGCGGGAACAAGCAGCGUCAGUUACAGACGUGAAACCAGUGGCUGCUUUGCCAAUCAAAUGGAAGCCAGGAUCAGGAGAAGAAACGACUUCCGGUGAUACUCCACUUAGUGGCUUUGUCCCUCCAUCCAAAGAGAAGAGAAUUCUGAGAAGCAGCUCUGAGAGAUUCUCCCUCGGGUUGCUGUCUGCAGAUUUCGGUGCAAUGGUCAACAACCCCCACUUAAGUGAUGUCCAGUUUCAGGUGGACUCUGGGGAAGUCCUUUAUGCCCACACGUUUGUGUUGUAUGCACGGUGUCCUCGGGCUGUUCAAAUUGUUCACAACGAAGGGUUCUUAGUGGAAGAGGAUGGGAAUGCGCAGACACGCCGUGUGCUGCUGAGCGAUGUGACAGAAGAGGCAGCCUGUGCAUUCCUGCAAUACCUUUACACUGCUGAUGCUGACAUCCCUGCCAGGAUGCUGCCCCAGGUGGGGGCUCUGGCUGCCAGGUUUGGUGUAGGGGAACUGAUGGCCAAGUGUGAAAACAGCACUGGAGAGAGCCAGGUGUCUUCUGGAGUGGAUUCAGAAGACUUGUCUGAACAAGAAGAGAAAAUGCAGAGUAUAAAUAGGUGCAAAAAUGUGAAUGCCGCACAAGUUUUGUCAUCACCGCUCAUCAGAACUCGGGAUGUUGCAGUUCAGGGCAAAAUAGAGGCUGAUGUUAUUGUUAUAUCUUCUGAUGAUGAAAUGGAGUUAGAACAAGAGAAGAAGUCAUCAGAGUCAGGCUGUCCCCUGAAGGAAAUGGAAAUCCCCAGGCAGCUGAAAUGUGCUGAUGUUAUUGUUAUAUCUUCUGAUGAUGAAAUGGAGUUAGAACAAGAGAAGAAGUCAUCAGAGUCAGGCUGUCCCCUGAAGGAAAUGGAAAUCCCCAGGCAGCCGAAAUGUGCUGAUGUUAUUGUUAUAUCUUCUGAUGACGAAACGGAGUUAGAACAAGGUCCUGAGAUACCAAAACCUGAACAUAACUCAUCAUCAGUCACUGAAACAAAGCAGAGAUCAUCCCAGGUCUCAUGUGGCAUUACAGAUGCAGUACAUGCAGCAGAUAACAGGGUGACUGAGAUAAAGGACAGUGAAGAAGAAAGAAGUCUAGUUUCUGUGAGUAGUGGCUCGCUUGGUGAUGAGCCCCCGAUCCCUGUUGAUGACGGCUGGCAUGCUGAAUAUCUGUCACCAGUCAGAGGUGACAGCUGGAACACCAGCCGGGUUAGCCAUGCAAGUGCCAGCACUGCCAGUAGCCCCAGAUCUGACUUCUGGCCUGACCGGUGGGAGAGCCCAGUCCAAGCACAGGGAAUUAAGGACAGUACCCCUCUUCGAGGAAGUCCUCGUGACAGAACAACAACUUUGCUUCACCUUGAUGAAUGUGCCUCAACAGGACUCUUUUCAGAGGGCAGUAGCCUAAGUGGCCGGAACUCCAAGUUCUGGGAUGACUUGGAUAAAGAAGAAGAGGAGGAAGAACUCCCAGUGAUGCUUCAUCUGAUUCAGAAUGUGUCAGCUGCAGCAGGUGCCUGUCAGACAGAGCCUGUAAAGACUCCUGGACCUGCCUGUCAGGAGAGGGACAAACCGCCUGAGACUCCCAUGACACCAAUGCCAGCUUGCUCCACCAUGGAGACCCCAGAGCUGAAGGAGGAGUUGAGCAGCAAUCAACCAAGCAGGUCAAAGCGUAAAGGAUCCUCCAAAGAGGACUCAAAGCAGAAGAGGGCCAAAAUGAAGACUAAGGAUGAAGAUUUGCAGGUAGCUGGUGGGAGUUUCCCUGAUGAAAGUGAGGAACAGAAUCCACCAGAGAAUGGUACCCCCGAUCUUCCAUCCACAGAGCAUGAUGGUGCUUUGGCUUUGGCCCUUCAGCAGGAGAUCAAGGAGGAAGUCCCUGAAAGCCUGGAGGAGGAAGGCUUGUUUUUUUGUCAGAUCUGCCAGAAGGAUCUCUCGGCCAUGAACACGACACGACGAGGGCAGCAUGUUAACAGGUGUCUGGAUGAGAUAGAAGAAGCAGAGAUCUCCUCCUCCAGCAAACCAACAAUCCCUGAAUGUCCCAUCUGUGGGAUGCAGUUCCAAACUCCACAGAACCGAGCCACUCACUUGAAACGCUGUGCUGUCAAGAUGGCUGUUUCUCCUAAGAGGCUGCCUCAGGCAGUGCAGUUGCAGAUGUCCACGCAUGGUGGUGCACCUCUUCAAUAUCCCAGCAAUCAACCAAGCAGGUCAAAGCGUAAAGGAUCCUCCAAAGAGGACUCAAAGCAGAAGAGGGCCAAAAUGAAGACUAAGGAUGAAGAUUUGCAGGUUGCUAUGGCAAUGUCACGCUCUCUGUUGGAGCAAGAAAAGUGGGAACAAGCAGCGUCAGUUACAAACGUGAAACCAGUGGCUGCUUUGCCAAUCAAAUGGAAGCCAGGAUCAGGAGAAGAAACGACUUCCGGUGAUACUCCACUUAGUGGCUUUGUCCCUCCAUCCAAAGAGAAGAGAAUUCUGAGAAGCAGCUCUGAGAGAUUCUCCCUCGGGUUGCUGUCUGCAGAUUUCAGUGCAAUGGUCAACAACCCCCACUUAAGUGAUGUCCAGUUUCAGGUGGACUCUGGGGAAGUCCUUUAUGCCCACAUGUGUGUGUUGUAUGCACGGUGUCCUCGGGCUGUUCAAAUUGUUCACAACGAAGGGUUCUUAGUGGAAGAGGAUGGGAAUGCGCAGACACGCCGUGUGCUGCUGAGCGAUGUGACAGAAGAGGCAGCCUGUGCAUUCCUGCAAUACCUUUACACUGCUGAUGCUGACAUCCCUGCCAGGAUGCUGCCCCAGGUGGGGGCUCUGGCUGCCAGGUUUGGUGUAGGGGAACUGAUGGCCAAGUGUGAAAACAGCACUGGAGAGAGCCAGGUGUCUUCUGGAGUGGAUUCAGAAGACUUGUCUGAACAAGAAGAGAAAAUGCAGAGUAUAAAUAGGUGCAAAAAUGUGAAUGCCGCACAAGUUUUGUCAUCACCGCUCAUCAGAACUCGGGAUGUUGCAGUUCAGGGCAAAAUAGAGGCUGAUGUUAUUGUUAUAUCUUCUGAUGAUGAAAUGGAGUUAGAACAAGAGAAGAAGUCAUCAGAGUCAGGCUGUCCCCUGAAGGAAAUGGAAAUCCCCAGGCAGCUGAAAUGUGCUGAUGUUAUUGUUAUAUCUUCUGAUGAUGAAAUGGAGUUAGAACAAGAGAAGAAGUCAUCAGAGUCAGGCUGUCCCCUGAAGGAAAUGGAAAUCCCCAGGCAGCUGAAAUGUCCUGAUGUUAUUGUUAUAUCUUCUGAUGAUGAAACGGAGUUAGAACAAGGUCCUGAGAUACCAAAACCUGAACAUAACUCAUCAUCAGUCACUGAAACAAAGCAGAGAUCAUCCCAGGUCUCAUGUGGCGUUACAGAUGCAGUACAUGCAGCAGAUAACAGUGUGACUGAGAUAAAGGACAGUGAAAAAGAAAGAAGUCUAGUUUCUGUGAGUAGUGGCUCGCUUGGUGAUGAGCCCCCGAUCCCUGUUGAUGACGGCUGGCAUGCUGAAUAUCUGUCACCAGUCAGAGGUGACAGCUGGAACACCAGCCGGGUUAGCCAUGCAAGUGCCAGCACUGCCAGUAGCCCCAGAUCUGACUUCUGGCCUGACCAGUGGGAGAGCCCAGUCCAAGCACAGGGAAUUAAGGACAGUACCCCUCUUCGAGGAAGUCCUCGUGACAGAACAACAACUUUGCUUCACCUUGAUGAAUGUGCCUCAACAGGACUCUUUUCAGAGGGCAGUAGCCUAAGUGGCCGGAACUCCAAGUUCUGGGAUGACUUGGAUAAAGAAGAAGAGGAGGAAGAACUCCCAGUGAUGCUUCAUCUGAUUCAGAAUGUGUCAGCUGCAGCAGGUGCCUGUCAGACAGAGCCUGUAAAGACUCCUGGACCUGCCUGUCAGGAGAGGGACAAACCGCCUGAGACUCCCAUGACACCAAUGCCAGCUUGCUCCACCAUGGAGACCCCAGAGCUGAAGGAGGAGUUGAGCAGAUCUAAAGUUCCUCCUUUCCCAAAAGACCAGAUGUUGUUAAAGCUGAAGAAGGCACUCCGAAAGAUGCGUCUGAGCAUGGAAGCUGCCUUGAAGAAUGAAAUCCCAUCUUCCCAUCCUCCCUUGCAGAAGUCCCCAGCCAAACGCUCUAGGCAGUUGGAUGCUGACUUGGAGGAUGAAAUCCCGUCUUCCCGUCCUCACUUGCAGAAGUCCCCGGCCAAACGCUCUAGGCAGUUGAAGACAGACGAGACUGCAGGUAGAAAGCGUGCCAAAGUCUCAAAUGCUGUGAGGAAAAAGAAGCAGGCUGUUGCAACUUCCUCAGUGCUCGCUGUGGGGAGUGCUGGUGAUCACUUGGUUGGACGCCCUGAAAGAGGCUAUGCAGGAGCUAAGGCCAGAAUUGAAACGACAUAUCAGUCCAGACAAGCCAGAGAGCAAAAGAGGUCAACCGUAUCUCCAGAGAGGGGCUCUCUGGCAGCUGAUGAUGAGGAGCUGAUGCUCUCAGCAUCUCAGGAAUCUUCAGCUUCUUCACUGGAUGGAAGCGACAUCUCUUUUGAGUUACAGAGUUCUUUUGCCAAUGAAUUUGAGGCCUGUGGUGUUGUGUCUGAAGAGGAGGAGGAAGAGGAGCUUCCACCUUCUCAGGCAGCUGCCCAGGAGGCAGAUAAGCUGGAGGCAGUGAGGAACUACAUCCGUUCAAAUCCAGAUCUGUACCACAAAAUCCUCUUCUAUGAGCCGCUUGAUCUGGCUGUACUGCACUCAGAGCUGAAACAGAAAGGCAUUAAGAUUUCCAAGGCAAAUCUGCAGGACUUUUUAGAUGCUCAGUGUAUCACCUUUACCACAGCUGCAGCCCGAAAAGAGAAGGAACAGAAAGGAAAGGGGAACAAAAAACAGAUGAGACGAUACUGAGUGAAGCCCUCUCCUCCAUUUCAAGAGUUUUGUACAUCGAGACCUUCCUAAUAAGCUAGAAACCCUGUUCCAGGCUGGUGCCCAAUUUGCUGGUGUGAUUGGUGGGUGAGCUGCUCCUCCUUGUGGCCUGCUGUCCAGAUGACACACGAGAAUGAAUCUGAAAUGAGUUCCUGCUCCCAUGCAGUCUGCUCCAAGUCACGCAAACUCCUCCUGUUGCUGCACUGCCUUUGGCAGAGUUUCACUGGAGCCUCUGGUUGUCUCCCCUGGUUUUCCUCCUCCUUGCCCUAUCUUUUCUUUCCAUUUUUCUUAUAGGUUUUAGGUCUCCAACUUUUCUUCCUUUUGGUGCUUCCAGAGGCAGAUGCUUCUUCCAGUGACACUUGCCCUGGGCUCAGGCUGCGAGGAGCUUCACACUUCAAGUUCCAGCAUUCAGAAGAAUAACCCACCAGCAAGAAACCAAUCCCUUUGCCCCUCUAUAAAGCACUCAGUGUUUGGACCCCAGUGACUCAGAGUCUUCAUUUAUUCAGUGUGUGAGUGGCCCUGCUGAUUGUUAAGGCAGGAAACGUUGUGGAAAUAAGAGGCCUCUCUCCUGUCCUUGGUUCGAUUUGUGGUCUCUGGUAAAACUCCUAUAGCUGUGUUUCUUAAACGGCUGCAAAACAAUGCAGCUGUUUCUCCAAUAUAUUUCUGAUGGCUCCCCAAAGUGCCCUCUGACGCCAGAUAUUGUGUGAAAGCCUUCUGGAUUCCAACAUUCAGCUGUGUGUGUUCACUCGCAUGCUGGGAUCUGUGUUAAAGAUAUCAUCUGCUCCAUUUUCUGAGGGCUGUGUUACCUUGUUGUAGCCUGACCAGAGUACAUCCCUGACAGAGAUUUUUUUUGAAGAAGACAGUAUUAUAGUGACCACUGGAUCUUUUCAGCACUUCUUGUAUCUUGAUCUAAACCCUCUUCCUUGACCAGUCUCAUUUCCAACCUGGAAUGAUCUUAGGUUGUAAACAGUAUCUGGAACUCUUGGGGACGUCUCAGACCAUAAACUGUCAUCUUUUAUGUAUGUUCUUUCAUGAACUCUUCUGACUUGCCUGUGUUUUGAGAGUUUUGAAUCUGAAAAGGGUCUCACUCGGCAAAAUGGACACAACGCUUUUAAAAAAGAAGCCAGAUUUCUAAACGUAUUUAUGUAUUUUGGAACAUAUAAAUAUUUUCUAUUUUUAAUACAA